AGCUACUUUACUUCUCUUUUCAAAUUCUUAAGUGAUCAAUCGAUACACUUGUCGAAUUCAUCUUUCUGAUUUUGGUGUAUUUUUCAGUUGUGGGCUUAUUCUCCUGCCUUGAAGCAUAUCCUUUUUCUGUUUAUUAUUGCUAACGUAAUCACGACAGUAUUUAAAAAAAAUGGCUUCAGCACAACAAAUCCGAGAUGGCUUAUUUUCGAUUUCAUGGAAUACUACUGCACCACCCAACAACCAGCAGCAAAUUAGUGAAGUAAAAAAUCUGGUGGAUGUUUUUAAAUUUUGCAAACUCAGAUUUACAAGGAGUGGAGUUAAUGCAGUCCUUGUAAUAGAAAUCAAUUUCUCCGAUGCAUUUAAGGCAAUCAAAACGGAACAAAUGCUUGUUGUGCUCUCGAAAAAUGGUGUCAAACAUAAAAUGGCAAAAAAUCAAUCGAAAUGGACAGCUUCCUGGAAGGAAUCUAAUUGCCAAUACUGUCCCUCACACAGUUCUUGCUCACAAUGUGGAGUAAACCCUGUUGCUGUAAUCAGUUUUGAGAUUCUCAUUGAUUUAAAUUUGUGUUCUCUUAAAAAAGGAUCACAACAUGUUCUUGAUCACUUGCUGAAUCUGUGGAAAACUAAGACAUUGGCUGAUGUUGAAUUCCAAUGCGAUGGAAAAUCAAUCAAAGCUCACACCUUGAUCCUGGCUUCUGGUAGCCCUAUUCUGGCUGCCAUGUUUGAAAAUGACUUUAAAGAAAAGCAAGAAAGAGUUGCCAACAUCACGGACAUCAAAGCCAAUAUUUUUGAAAAUCUUUUGCAACAUAUCUACACUGGAGAGGUCGCCCUGGAAACUGAAGUGGAAGAUGUAGCCGAGUUGCUGAUUGCUGCCGACAAGUACGCCGUUGAAACAUUGAAAGAAGAAUGUGCAGUGUUCUUGACAAAAGAUUUAAAGGUUGAAAACGCCGCACGUUAUCUAGUGUUGGCUCACCUUCAUAAUUCGACCGUGCUUCACGAGGCUACACUUCAGUUUAUGUCGGAGAAUGCUAAAGCCGUUUGCUCUCGCAAGGAUUGGAUGGAUAUCAUCAAGAAUUAUCCGGAGCUCUGCUUUCAAGCUACGCAGCUUAUGGUCGGCCUGUGAAAAUAUUUCGCCUUACGAAGAUUGCCGAAAAACUGGAUUCCAAAAGCAAGAAAUCAAUCAAGACACUUUUGUGAUAUUAUGAUAGUGUUGUGCUGUGGCUGAUUUUGAGUUAUCCAUUUUCUAGGAAUAUUCUUAGAUGAUGAGCAAUACAGAAAGUUUGAUUUGCAA
Molecule: messenger RNA, 1288 nt
Organism: Daphnia pulicaria
Lineage: Eukaryota; Metazoa; Arthropoda; Branchiopoda; Diplostraca; Daphniidae
Product: speckle-type POZ protein-like
Exons: 2
Coding region: 170-1120 (316 amino acids)
Biological process (GO): proteasome-mediated ubiquitin-dependent protein catabolic process; regulation of proteolysis
Cellular component (GO): cytoplasm; nucleus
Molecular function (GO): ubiquitin protein ligase binding
Source: RefSeq, a predicted model, not a curated record